AUGUCUCCAUCAUCUGCAUCUGCGCCUGCAUCCGCAUUUGGUCCACACCCAUUGGCCCUCCCACCCACGUUCUCUCCGGAUACUCUAGACGCCCUUUCCGAGCUCUCUCUCGUCCUGGCCCGCGUCCGCGCUGGUAUUCAGUCGUCGGCUGGAAUCACUACAGAGCCUGCCCCCGGGACCACCGGUCACAACGCCUCGGGACCUACAUUGUCUUUCAAAGAUGUCCCUGGAGCCACCGAUGGCCUGAAACACAAGCUACAGCGUGCUCGCGCACAGGUCCGAGAGCUCCCGGAUAUGGACCGAUCCAUCGCCGAACAGAACGAUGAGAUCCGUGACCUUGAAAAUCGCAUCGAGAAACAACGAGCAUUACUCCAACGAUUGAGAGACGAAGCCACUGGAAGGGAUCGGAAAGAGGAAGUCAGUGCUGGUGACAAGAUGGAGUCAUGA
Molecule: messenger RNA, 447 nt
Organism: Fusarium mangiferae
Lineage: Eukaryota; Fungi; Ascomycota; Sordariomycetes; Hypocreales; Nectriaceae
Exons: 1
Coding region: 1-447 (148 amino acids)
Biological process (GO): regulation of transcription by RNA polymerase II
Cellular component (GO): mediator complex
Molecular function (GO): transcription coregulator activity
Source: RefSeq, a predicted model, not a curated record